Solea solea (common sole) is the source of this 2476-nucleotide messenger RNA. It is a transcript of the gene tfcp2l1, whose product is annotated as transcription factor CP2-like 1. Gene Ontology annotation, cellular component: nucleus. Bases 704 to 2194 code for a protein of 496 amino acids. Gene Ontology annotation, molecular function: DNA-binding transcription activator activity, RNA polymerase II-specific; RNA polymerase II cis-regulatory region sequence-specific DNA binding. Gene Ontology annotation, biological process: regulation of transcription by RNA polymerase II. Lineage: Eukaryota; Metazoa; Chordata; Actinopteri; Pleuronectiformes; Soleidae. The record is from RefSeq and is a predicted model, not a curated record. The transcript has 15 exons.
GUGUUGGGUUUGAACCUGGACUUUUCUGCAGCAGGGGCAUUAGCAGUGAUGGGGGCAUUUCCCCGUCCGUCCAUCCACUUAUGAGCACGUGUCCAAGUGCUGAGGUGUUCUUACGCUCUUGUGUAAACAUUAACCAGAGCCGGGUUUGAAAUGAAACCUGCUACUUUUUGAGGAGCUCUUAAGAGAAAAGUAUGCGAUUUUUUUUUUUUUUUUUUUACUCUCUCUGUUUACUCAUAUUCACAAAAACAUGAAUUUUGAGAUGAAACUUUUACAUUUCACUUCACUCGUCUUAUAGCAGCAGAUAAUCAUGUUUAGUGGUCUUCACAUUGUUGUCAUUGUCCCAGUGUUUGUUUCUUAUCAUUUCUCUGCAGACAUAAUUACCCUAAGUGAGUUUAAAGUCGAGCUUUAGGGCCAAACUGUCGGCAGUGUCAACAAACAGUGAAGAGAGGCUGCCAUUAAUGCAUCAACCCGGUCAGACAUUGCUUGUGGGAGGUGUGUUCCACCCCUCUCUUCCCCCCUCCACCUCUCAAAUGUCAUCUAAGUUAUGCUGCAGAUAUCAGCAGAGGCCAUAUAAGAAGCAAGCAAUGAGGUCCGCCUGCUAAAACCCCACUCUGAGCUGAAGGCGUGAGGAAGCCAGCAGACGCACAAAGCUCUGUCUUCACUUCUAACCUGGACACAAGAGGACUCGUUUGCACUGGACAAUAUGCUGUUCUGCCACUCACAGCCUGAGUCCUACCACCAGCACUCUGCUGGUUUCAUUAGAGAGGCCAUAGCACCUUUCCUGACAAAUGAAGACACGAGACUUGUGGCAGAAACUGCCAUAAGUACCAAGCGGAGUCCGUUCCAGUACAUUCUCUGUGCAGCCACCUCACCGGCUGUGAAACAGCAGGACGAGACUCUCACUUAUCUCAACCAAGGUCAGUCCUACGAAAUCCGUAUGCUUAACAGAAAACUAGUGGAGUAUACAGAUAUAAGCAGCAAAUAUGUAAAGAGCAUUGUGCGCGUGGUAUUUCAUGACCGUCGGCUGCAGUACAUGGAGCACCAGCAGCUGGAAGGAUGGAGGUGGAACAGACCUGGAGACCGAAUCCUGGAUAUAGAUAUCCCUCUGUCAGUGGGGAUACUUGAGCCUCGUUCUCAUGCUCUGCACCUCAACACCUUCGAGUUCCUCUGGGAUCCCGUGAAGAAUGCUUCAGUCUUCAUCCAGGUCAACUGCAUCAGUACUGAGUUCACCCCAAGAAAGCAUGGUGGGGAGAAGGGGGUUCCCUUUCGUAUCCAAGUCGACACUUUCACGACCAACGAGCAUGGGGAGUACAUGGAGCACGUCCACUCUUCCAGCUGCCAGAUCAAAGUCUUCAAGCCUAAAGGAGCUGAUCGAAAACUGAAGACAGACAGGGACAAGAUCGAUAAAAAGACGUUCCAGGACAGAGAAAAGUACCAGCCGUCCCAUGAGACCACGCUGCUGAAGGAGUGUUCACCUUGGCCCGACGCACUGAACCUGACCACCCACAGCAGCUGCAGCACCCCAUCACCAGUUUACCACAGUUCACCAACAUCUUGCACUUUCACAGAUGAAGGAAUGAGCAAACAACUGAACCAAUCACUCCAACCUGGUUUUUCUUCCUCAUGUGCAUGUUUCUGUAGCAACUGUUCUCCAAACCAGCAAGGGGAGCUGCUCAUGGCCGGCUGCUCUGAUCACCUUCUGCCAUCGUCCUCGCCACAGAACACUCUGGAGUGGCUGCAUCGUCACAGGUUCUCCUCUUUCUCAAAGCUCUUCACCAGCUUCUCAGGUGCUGAUUUGCUGAGGAUGAGCAGGGAUGAUCUGAUCCAGAUCUGUGGCCCAGCAGACGGCAUUCGUCUCUUUAACACAAUGAAAGGAAGGUGUAUCCAGCCUCGUCUGACCGUCUACGUGUGUCAACAGCAGACCAGGGGUCAAGCUCCCAUCAAACCAGGGGGCGGAGACAUCUACCAUGCUCUGUACCUGGAGGAGCUGACUGUGCUGGAUCUGUCUGAAAAGAUCGCCCUACUGUACAGCAUCACUCCUCAGCAGAUCACACACAUCUACAGACAAAAACCCACUGGGAUCCACGUCUUAGUCUCUGAUGAGAUGGUGCAGAACUUCAGGGAGGAGAUGAGCUUCACCAUCAGCACUAUCAGAGAUGAAAACACUGACGGUUUACACGUGGUGUUGAAAUGACCUUCACAUGCUCCAGAGGGUGUUUCGUCAGUGCUGGUGUACAGAUUGUAUAUAAAUCCAUCUAGACUAAAAACAUGUGACAUUCACAGUACAGAAAAAUGCUGUUAAGCUCAGUGUACUGUUGGUGUCCCUGUGUUUGUUUAGUGUUCCUUUUGUGUUUUUGUCAGCUUUUCUGAUAUCUGUUUAAUGUGCCUUGUAAUUAGUAGUGUUUCUCAUGCACGUGUGCUUACAACGUCUGUAAAUGCAAGCUUUCAUGAUAAUAAAAGUCACACAUCAUCAUCA